Ruditapes philippinarum (Manila clam) is the source of this 1253-nucleotide messenger RNA. RefSeq lists its product as uncharacterized. The record is from RefSeq and is a predicted model, not a curated record. The transcript has 3 exons. Lineage: Eukaryota; Metazoa; Mollusca; Bivalvia; Venerida; Veneridae. Bases 57 to 383 code for a protein of 108 amino acids.
AAAAAAUCAAAUUUAGUUACACAGGGGCAUGUCAACUAGGUUGUGAUGUAAAGUACAUGAAGUCAUGGUUACAUCAGAGUAUUGUCAUGGAAACGGUACAACAAAGCAUUCUAGAUCUGCCAGUACUUAAAACACUCAGUGGUGUUGUGCUUAUCCUAAUGAAGCAGCCAUUCAAGCGAUCUUCCAGCAAGUUCAGAGGAUCUGCGUCUGAAAAUAGUGAAUACAAUUCAAUGGAUUAUAUUCAAGGUGAGAGAUCAGUGUAUGAAAGUGAGGACAAAAUUAGCCAUGUAUCCAAUCCAAACGAAUGGCUGGCACUCAGAGUUCAGGGAACCAGCCGAAGCUGGAGAGGGAUUUCAUCAUGUUUAAAUCCAGAUCCUCAAUAAUGAUUGGUCAAUUGGUACAACAAAGGGAACCAAUGGAAACCGGAAUUGAAUUUCAUCUCAGUAAUGAUUGGUCAAUUUCUAGAACAAAUGGAAACCAUGGCAGCAGGAAUGGAGUUUCAACUUGCCAUAGCAACAUCUGCAAAGAAGUUUUUUUUUUGUACAAGGAAUUAAUUUUUUAAGGAAAGAAAUGCCUCUCUUAGUCAUAGUUAAUAUUGUUAGUGCUGGUGGAUGAUUUUUUUUAAGUUAUAUUGAAUCAGUGGCAGCUAGAUAUGAAUUACAUCAUGUCUAAAUUUAGAUAUUCCGGAAUAGGUUUUUUUUUGGUAUACUGGGAAUUAAUGCUUGCAAGGAAGGGAAUCUUUACAUCCAUGCCCAUCUUGAAAUUUAUUUAUAGAUUAGUAGAAUUUUAACAGAUUUAAGACAUGAAGAACCUUGCCAGUUUUUGCAAGCACUGUUUAGAUUUAUACAUGGAAGUGAAAUGUUCAUACAUGAUUGUGUUUAGAUCCAUAACAAUGGAGGAAUUAGAUUUUAGGGAACCAGGUGUACCUGCCUUAGCCUCAGUUUGAAUACUUGAUAUUGAUUGGCUGGCUUUGAUAUUACUGGGAACCAAUCAAAUCAAAGAGGAAGUGAUGUCAGCAUAUUUGAUGCUGCAGCAGAAGAAGAGAGGAACACAUUAUAUUGCUCAGAAAAACAAUCUAUAUGUCACAAAGCUGAGAUUUAUCACAUUAUGCCAGUACCUUGUAAAUUUUAUAUUUAAAUUUUUUAUUUAUUUCUAAAAAAUUUCCUAACUUUGGCAAUCUUUAUAGAAUUUCAAAUCUACACAAUGUAGUUUAAUAAAAGGAAAGUAGAGCUUUUGCUUUUUUAGUUUUUGCU